Messenger RNA from Branchiostoma floridae (Florida lancelet), 1670 nucleotides. RefSeq lists its product as uncharacterized. NCBI's taxonomy places the organism in Eukaryota, Metazoa, Chordata, Leptocardii, Amphioxiformes, Branchiostomatidae. The record is from RefSeq and is a predicted model, not a curated record. Bases 111 to 404 code for a protein of 97 amino acids. The transcript is spliced from 3 exons.
CGCCCAGCUCAGUUUGCUCCGUUGUAGCUGCCAGUCUCUCCCAGGACAAGACCCGUCUCGUUCCAGAGAAGUCUGCACAGAGAGAAGAACCUCGACCGUAACAGAGAAAGAUGGCCCGCCUUGCAGUGUUCGUUCUUGCCGGCCUGUGCGUCGUCACGUUGCUACUAAAUCAAGUCACGGCCAGGGCAGUGGACAAAGCAGAGUUGCUGCAAAAGGUUGACGAACUGAGACAGGCUAUUGAAGAAGCGGACCUGCUACCGGCCGGAGAGGAUGAGGCCAACGAAGAAGAAGUAGACCUGCCAUUCAACAAUGACCCGAUCGGAGAGGUCGCCCGCCGCAACUUAUGCGCCAGUCUGAGGGCGCGCCAUACUAUUCCGCAGUGCAGAAAGUUUGGCCGCCGCUAGAUGGCACCCCGUAACAGGGCGUACUUGUUAGGACAGGUACUAACCGUCGGUGUUACCUGCCACAGCUAUAAAUCACGUUGUCUUUACUUAUCGUCAUCUAUAUAUUCUCAUGUGCAUGUCUAGUGCCCGACCUCCCCUUCGAAAGCGAUACUAUGAGCGAGAUAGAGCGCCGCAACAUGUGCAGAAACAACCCCAAGGCUCGCAAGAUGCCGCAGUGCAGACGGUUCAGAGUGGGGCGCCGGUAAACCGCCUGGGAGACUCUCAACCGGACAGAACGCUGGGACCUUCGACUCUCCUCACAACAGAGUGCGUAUAUAUGUUGGAAAUAUUGUGUUCAAAUUUUCACGACUGCCAAGUAUGUGUGUUCGAGCAGUGUUAAGCCUACAUUUCCACAGCUAAUAUUUGUAAACUGGACAAAAUUGGACCAAAAUGUUUCUAGUGGCAGUCGUAAGAAAUUGCAAAAUUUAACACUUCAUUUCUGACUGUUUGGAUGUUGUCUUUGGUCGCUGUUGUUUUGGAUGCUUCUCAGGAAGCAACAGAGGAGAGAGGAACGUCCUUUGCGUCAACUUCAUGGAACAUAGCUGGAACUAGAAAUAUGUCUUGUAAACAAAUGUACAAUAGAAAAUUGUUAUAGAUGCAAAGAUUGUGAGUAGUUUCUUGGCCACAGAUGUGUAAGUAAUAGUUCAUCCCUGAUAUCCCUAUCUUAAUUUGCACAUUUCACAUAUACAGCAUAACUUGCGGUCAAUGGUAAGAUAAGGGAUCUUGCUGUUACUGAUCUAGGUGAUUUUGAUGAAGACAGCAUAGCUAAGAUAACAGCAACCAGGUAUACGUUACAGCAUAAUCUGAUCCAUUAUCAAUUCUUAAAAAUCAGCUAAACAUCUGAUGAAAGAUCUACCAGCAUUAAACAUUUAAAAGUAGAUUACAUCCAAGUCUCUUCAAAAAUUGGGCAGUAAACCAAUCAGUAGGCAACACCAGUAAAUGGCUUAAUGGCAGAGUUUGCUUUGCUCUAUGUAGUUUUAUUACCAGUAGAUUACAACUAGAUACGACCUGGUAAUCUUUUCGGAAAAUGAACAUGUCAUUUGAUUUGGAAACUUUCCAUACAACAGAUGUCAAAGAGUCUGGAUGCACCAACCAAGCUGUUACUCAACAUUGUUCAAGUUUCACAGGGGGCACUUGUUUCAAAAGAUGAUGAGUACAACCAUCAUCAUUGUUUUGCUUCUGUAUCUGAUGUGUGUUGACAAUGUGUAAUAAAUAGUUGUCAUGUGA